GCACGGCUGGCCGCGAGCGCUUUUUCAUGUCCCUUCUGCCAAAGGAGUCGCUCCGGUCUGACGCCCAGGAGCCGGCGCCACACGCCUCGCACUGCCCUCGCUGCGGCGCCGGCCGCUGCUUUGCCGCCGCGAGCUCGUCGAGAGGGACGAGCUCGAGAGGGAGCACCGAGUAUUUGGAUACCUCUCUCUACGUCGACGUACGGGCCAGGCUCCCGUGGCUCGUCGGUCUAAUGCUAGUGCAGUCGCUCUCGGGUGUCAUCGUCGAGAUCUUCUCCAGCCUCAUCUCGGACCACAUCGUACUGACCGCCUUCCUCACGAUGCUCGUCGGAGGCGGCGGGAACGCGUCGGGCCAGACGAUCGCCGACCUCGUCCAGCGCCUCCGUACUGGAGAGGUGUCGCCCGCGGACUUUGGGAGCGUGCUCGCGCGCGAGGCGUCGAUCGGCGCGAUCCUCGGCCUGACAGUGGGCGCCUGCGCUUUCCCUCGCGUCUCGCUGCUCUCCAAGCACGCCGGCCUGGUCGACGCUGUCGCAAUCUCCACCGCGUACGCGAUCAUCGUCUUCCUCGCCAACGUCGUGGCCGUCUGCGUCGUGCUCUUCCUCGACCGGUACGGCCAGGCCGCCGUCGGGUCUCCGCCGGUCGUGCAGGUGGUGGUGGACGUGGUCGGCACAACCAUCGCGUGCGUGGUGGCGCACCACGUCUACUCCCUCUUCAGCAGUGCGGAGGAGUCCGCACCGAGCUAGCACCCGGUGCCUUCCCGCACGCGCCGGGCCAUUUUGCGUGAGGAGCCGAGCGAAGCGCGGCCCGACACAGUCGUCGUCACCGUAACCUUUGGGCCUAUUGCUACGGGCGGGGACCUUCCCUUCUACCCAUCUCCUAGUAGAGGUGUCCGUUUUUAUUUAGAGCCAAAAGCAUGUCC
Messenger RNA from Emiliania huxleyi CCMP1516, 916 nucleotides. RefSeq lists its product as hypothetical. The coding region runs from base 27 to 740 and encodes 237 amino acids. Gene Ontology annotation, biological process: monoatomic cation transport. Gene Ontology annotation, molecular function: monoatomic cation transmembrane transporter activity. The transcript has 4 exons. The record is from RefSeq and is a predicted model, not a curated record. Lineage: Eukaryota; Haptophyta; Isochrysidales; Noelaerhabdaceae.